Messenger RNA from Cryptomeria japonica (Japanese cedar), 4123 nucleotides. RefSeq lists its product as uncharacterized. The record is from RefSeq and is a predicted model, not a curated record. The transcript has 2 exons. Lineage: Eukaryota; Viridiplantae; Streptophyta; Pinopsida; Cupressales; Cupressaceae. Bases 373 to 3222 code for a protein of 949 amino acids.
AAGUUUUGUGUGCUGUAUACAAUCCAUCGCUACAGGAUAGUGUGUGUGGACUGCGGCAAGGAGCAUUGAAUGCACCGCAUUGGAGUAUGGAAUGAAUUGAAUUCACCUCUAUAAUAUCGGAAGAUGGGUAGACUAUGCAUUUGCAUGGAGUGCAGCGACUGAAUGCGGGAUUAAUUGCUUGUUGCAGACAUGACAGGUUGACAUGACUUGAGCCGAAAGUAGAGAACAUGAUAUGAAUUGGGUAUGCAUUUGAGCUGUCUGGUUUAUUAGGUUUUGUGCAAAGGUUGAUUUCCAUUUUAGCAGAGAUUACUGCUAGGCGAUGAAUUUUUUGGUGGGGUGAAACUGGCGAGAGACAUCUUUUGUAUUUCAUUCAUGCAUAUUUCAGUAUGGAAGCCCUUAUCCUCCAUGUGUGCGGCACUGAUAAUGGAUAAGAAGAACAGAAGAAAUGGCGGUGUUGUAGAGCCUUCCAGAGUGCCAUCUCUUCUGAGGCAGCUUCAUGAGAACAGGCUCAGGGAGGCUCUUGAAGAAGCAUCUGAGGACGGGUCUCUGGUGAAAUCACAGGAAGAUGAUGAUUAUGAGCAGGGCACUGAAGAUGGAAUUUUCCAAAGAUCCAGAUCGUUAGCUAGGCUCAAUGCACAGAGAGAUUUUCUGAGAGCCACUGCAAAAGCUGCAGAAAAGAUCUUUAGUGACGAAGCUUCUAUACCUGAGCUAGAUGAGGCAUAUGAUAAGUUUAAAGCCAUGUACCCCAAAUAUAGUAAUUCAUGGAAGGUAGAUGAGCUUAGGAUUGACGAGUAUGGACACCUUGAGGACUACAAUAAUGAUUACAAGAAGGUAUGUUUGGAUUACUGUGGAUUUGGGUUGUUUUCAUAUUAUCAGCAAUUGCAGUAUUGGGAAUCCUCCACAUUUAACCUGUCUGAGAUAUCUGUGAAUUUGAGCAAUCAUGCCUUGUAUGGAGGUGCAGAGAGGGGAACAGCGGAGUAUGAUAUAAAGCAUAGAAUUAUGGAGUAUCUGAAUAUUCCUGAGGCUGAAUACGGUAUGGUUUUCACUGUCAGCAGAGGUUCUGCCUUCAGAUUGCUUGCAGAGUCGUACCCUUUUCAGCAGAACCGAAGAUUGUUGACUAUGUAUGAUUAUGAAAGUGAAUCUGUGAAUUGGAUGGCCCAGACUGCGAGGAGCAAGGGUGCCAAAGCUGCGAGUGCCUGGUUCAGAUGGCCCACUCUCAGGCUCUGUUCCAAUGAACUUAGAAAGCAGUUACUGCAUAAGAAGAAAAAGAAGAAGGAUUCAGCUGUUGGGCUUUUUGUAUUUCCUGUGCAAUCCAGAGUAACAGGAGCCAAAUAUUCCUAUCAAUGGAUGUCAUUGGCACAACAGAAUGACUGGCACGUUUUGCUUGAUGCGGGGGCUUUGGGUCCUAAGGAUAUGGACUCUCUUGGCCUCUCUCUUUUCAGGCCAGAUUUUAUCAUCUCCUCCUUUUACAAGGUGUUCGGUUCAGACCCAACUGGAUUCGGCUGUCUUUUUAUUAAAAAAUCUGUAAUGGGCAAGCUUCAGCAUAAGGAAGGUGCUGCAGGACCUGGUAUGGUAAGGAUUAUUCCAGUCUUCCCUCAGUAUCUCAGUGACGAUGGAACAAUGGAUGGAACCAUAAUGGAAGAGGGGAGCAGUGUAAAGGAUAAGGAAGACCAAGAAGAGGAUGAUGAAUUUGUGCCUGAUGUUGUGGUGAAACUUAAAGGAUCUCAAUUGCCGGCCUUUUCAGGUGCAUAUUCUCUCUCUCAGGUUAGAGAAGUGUUUGAGUGUGAGAUGGAUCACGAGAACAGUUCAGAUAGAGAUGGAGCAAGUACCAUCUUUGAAGAGGUUGAAAGCGUUUCUGUUGGAGAACUUAUGAAGAGCCCUGUCUUCAGUGAGGAUGAGACAGACAACCUGUAUUGCAUUGAUUUGGGUCAGAGUCCUCUUUCACAGGAGAAUUCAGGUAAGCUCGGUUCACCCCGGCUUCCUUAUUGGUUUUCAAAUAAGAAGCACCUGAACAAAAUUAGGACACCAGAGAAUACCAUCCAUGAGGAUGAACAAAAUUAUUCUGUCUUAGAAAAGGAUCAAGUCAUUUCCUUUGACGCAGCAGUAUUAUCGGUUUCCCAGCCAGAUUCUACCAAAGUACCGGCUUCCUCCCCUAAAGCAGGUCUCGAAGGAGGAAUAGAAAUUGGUCAUUCUCUGGUUAAUACACCUGAGAAUCCCCAAACUAGACGUAGGCCUUUUCAGGACUCAGAAAUGAAUGGAAAUGGUAUUACAUAUUGUUCAAAAGAGAAUACUAACCUAGAGAAUUAUCUGGCAGAACAGGGGAGUUCAACUCCUUACAACAUGGCAGGCUCAAGCAAACUAAACCCAUCUGAGAAUGGAAGCUUGGUGGAUUGCCAGGCCAAGGAAAGUGCCAUAAGGCGUGAAACUGAAGGGGAGUUCAGGCUUUUAGGCAGGAGAGAGGCAGAUAGGUUUUCUGGUAGGCAUUUGUGUCUGGGGGAAAAUGGUCGAAUAAGUAGCAUGGCUAGAAAAGUUUCAUUUAGCAGUGAAAUAGAUAGAGAAGGGAAUGCUCAUUUUUCACCUAGUGGGGAAGAAUCCGGAAGCACACUUUUUAAAGAGGGGGAUGUUACAAGUGAUGCAGAAAUAACACAACAUCAGGAAUGGGCUAGAAGGGAGCCUGAAAUCUCUUGUAAGCAUCUUGACCAUGUGGACAUGAUGGGCCUCAAUAAAACUACCAUGAGACUAAGAUACCUCAUUAAUUGGCUUGUAACUUCCCUAUUACAACUUAGAUUUCCAGUAGCCAAUGGCAGGAUCCCUCUUGUGCAUAUCUAUGGACCCAAGAUCAAGUAUGAUCGAGGUGCAGCUCUUGCUUUUAAUUUGUAUGAUGUCAAUGGUACAUUGAUCAACCCAGAACUUGUACAGAAGCUAGCAGAAAAGAAUGACAUUUCACUUGGUCUGGGUUUUCUCAGUCAUCUAAGGUUUUCACAGAAUUACACAGAUCUGAAGGAUGCCUCAUAUUCUAGUAAUGAUUCUCUUUGUAAGCCUAUAGUGAAUGGGCGGUAUGACAGCAAGAAUGUAUUCGUGAGGGUUGAAGUUGUAACUGCUUCUCUUGGUUUUCUCUCGAAUUUCGAAGAUGUGUACAGGUUAUGGGCGUUUGUGGCAAAGUUUCUUAAUGCUGAUUUUGUCAAGGGAGACGUGUAUCAGAUAAAUUCUCAGCCCGGAUGAAACCAGUAGAAGGAAGCCAACUUGGAUGUUUCUCCUCCAGGUCCAGUUCAAUUGAUUUUGAUUGACAACUUUGCUGUACCAUUCAGUAUAGCAUUCAUGAUCGGCUAUUCUCAAGUUUAUUCAUGUAGAGGCAGAGGCGGUGGAAACAUAAGUGAAGUGCUAUUGGCUAUUCUCAAGUUUAUUCAUGUAGAGGCAGAGGUAGUGGCAAACAUAGCACUUGCACUGAAGGGCUAUUGGCUAUUUUCAAGUUUAUUCAUCUAGAAGCAGCAGAGGAAUCAACUCUUUUCUGAGUUAAUCUCUUCUUUUGGACCUAUUUUGGGGGAAGAUAGAGUAUGAAAAACACAGGACAUUAAGAUUGAUGAACUAGUUGUGUCCAAGGCUCGCUCUGAUAGUUUUGCCUCUUCACAGAGAGCCCCAAUUUUGGCCAAUUUGGAAAUUACUGGGGGCUCCUUGAUACAAGAUGCUUGGGACUUGGGAGGCCAGUAUUGAAAUUAAGCCCAUGACAUCGAUUGGUUUCUACAAACCCUAACCCAAUGAGAUGAUUGAGGUAAUUUUCUGCUGUAUGUGGUGAUUUUUGGGAAAAACAUAUAUGAUUGGCAUUUCGUAUGUUGAGUUCCCUUAACAGGCUAUAUAUUUUCUCAGUAGGUUUGCCCCUCUGUCAAUGAUUUUGAUAUUGUCGCCCUACAUGGAAGAUGGUUUGUCACACUUGUGUAAAGGAAAGGAUGUAGUUGGUUUGUAUUUUGGUUUUGCAAGGAUGUUGUAUAUGCAUAUUUUUGUCCAGAGGAAUUCUUUUAUGUAGGUAGGGAUUCUUGUAACCAAACCUCGAAUGUCCAUAAAAGCGAGGAUAAUCUUGGUCCGCAAAUUUAGGAUGAAAGAAAUUGUAAAGCAGUUCUUAUUUGCA